AAGAUUAAAGUCGAAGAGCAUCUCCGUUCUCCAUUUGUUCGUCAGCAAAAAUGAGGAAAACUAGUUUGAUACAGUUUGCGAGACAAGUUAUCACAUCCUCGUAUUCUCACUCCCGUUCUUUCUCUUCUCCCCCUUCCAACAAUAAACUCUUUGUGGCAGGGUUGUCAUGGUCGGUGGACGAAAAAUCAUUGAAAGAAGCUUUCUCAUCAUUUGGCGAUGUAUCCGAAGUAAGGAUCAUGUAUGAUAAAGACAGUGGUAGGUCAAGAGGUUUCGGGUUUGUGAACUUCUCAUGUGAAGAUGAAGCCAGUUCAGCCAAAGACGCCAUGGAUGGAAAGGCUUUUUUAGGAAGGCCAUUGAGUGUCAGUUUUGCUCUGGACAAGGUCCGUAAAGAACCUGUAACCACUCGCCAAAUUAACGGGGCAACUACUUUCAGUCAGUGAUGCAACAAUUUUAUUCUGUCAUAUGAUUAUAUCAGCAUUCCAGAUUAUGAAUUUAUGUAAUCUUCACUAAAUUUUGCUUUAUAACAUAUUAUCCCCUUCAAGUUUAAUCAAAGUUCUUAAUUUGGCACC
This is a messenger RNA of Lactuca sativa (garden lettuce), 569 nucleotides long. RefSeq names its product glycine-rich RNA-binding protein 4, mitochondrial. The record is from RefSeq and is a predicted model, not a curated record. NCBI's taxonomy places the organism in Eukaryota, Viridiplantae, Streptophyta, Magnoliopsida, Asterales, Asteraceae. Gene Ontology annotation, molecular function: RNA binding.